Toxotes jaculatrix (banded archerfish) is the source of this 1254-nucleotide messenger RNA. It is a transcript of the gene prpf38a, whose product is annotated as pre-mRNA processing factor 38A. The transcript has 10 exons. Lineage: Eukaryota; Metazoa; Chordata; Actinopteri; Toxotidae. The record is from RefSeq and is a predicted model, not a curated record. Gene Ontology annotation, cellular component: precatalytic spliceosome. Bases 47 to 976 code for a protein of 309 amino acids.
GGUUCGCAGGCUCAUACGAGAAAACUAACAAUCAUUUUUCUUUCUGAUGGCAAACAGAACCGUUAAAGAUGCCAACAGCAUACACGGGACUAACCCACAGUAUCUGGUGGAGAAAAUCAUCCGAACUCGAAUCUACGAGUCUAAAUACUGGAAGGAGGAGUGCUUCGGUCUGACCGCUGAACUGGUUGUUGACAAAGCCAUGGAGCUGAGGUACGUUGGAGGAGUUUACGGCGGGAACAUCAAGCCCACUCCCUUCCUCUGUCUUACACUGAAGAUGCUGCAGAUUCAGCCAGAGAAAGACAUCAUCGUCGAGUUCAUAAAAAAUGAAGAUUUCAAAUAUGUUCGUUUACUUGGAGCGACGUACAUGAGAUUAACUGGCACUGCAGUGGAUUGUUACAAAUACCUGGAGCCUCUGUACAACGACUACAGAAAGAUCAAGAGUCAGAACAGAAACGGAGAGUUUGAGUUGAUGCAUGUGGAUGAGUUCAUUGACCAGCUUCUUCACGCAGAGAGGAUGUGUGACAUCAUUCUGCCCCGGCUUCAGAAGAGACAAGUCCUGGAGGAGGCUGAGAUGUUGGAUCCACGUAUCAGCGCUCUGGAGGAAGACCUGGAUGAAGUGGAGAGCAGUGAAGAAGAUGAUGAGGAAGAGGAGAAGCCAGAGAGACUUCAGACGCCGGAACCCCACAGACGCAGUUACCGUGACAACGACAGACCUCGCCGCUCUCCAUCACCUCGUUACAGACGCAGCCGCUCACCGAGACGGAGGAGCAGAUCUCCAAAGAGACGAAGUCCAUCGCCACGGAGAGACCGCCAUCGCAGCAAGAGUCCCCGCAGACACCGCAGUCGGUCCAGAGACAGGCGUCACCGCUCCAAAUCCCCAGGUCACCACAGAAGCCACAGACAUCGCAGCCACUCAAAGUCCCCAGAGAGGAGUUCAAAAAAGAGUCACAAGAAGAGUCGGAGAGGAAACGAGUGAUCCCCCUUUGCUUUUAUAUCUUUUCCUGUUUUUUUUUUUUUUUUAAUCUCCAAACUGUCACUUUCAAUAUUAGAUAUUUGACCACUGACCUGUGGUUCAAACCCUCUGAGACAGAAAACUCUGCUCCCCAUUUUCAGAUAAUAUUGGUUGUUAUCAGUAACUUUUGGAUAUGUGUAAAUGUCGAAAAUGGUUUUCUUGUAAACAUUUUCUGUAUAAUGAGAAUGAGUUUCAGACUCUUGCCUGAUGUUUGUCUUAGAAAUAAAGAUCCCGGUUCAAUA